Bubalus bubalis (water buffalo) is the source of this 1009-nucleotide messenger RNA. RefSeq names its product olfactory receptor 10H2-like. Gene Ontology annotation, biological process: G protein-coupled receptor signaling pathway. The transcript has a single exon. The record is from RefSeq and is a predicted model, not a curated record. Lineage: Eukaryota; Metazoa; Chordata; Mammalia; Artiodactyla; Bovidae. Gene Ontology annotation, cellular component: membrane. Gene Ontology annotation, molecular function: olfactory receptor activity; G protein-coupled receptor activity. Bases 1 to 990 code for a protein of 329 amino acids.
AUGUUGGGGCUAAACUACACCUCCGUGUCUGAAUUCAUUCUCAUCGGCUUCUCCACCUUCCCUCAGCAUCUCCUGCUCGUCUUCUUCCUUCUGUUCCUGCUGAUGUACCUGUUCACGCUGCUGGGGAACCUGCUCAUCAUGGCCACCGUCUGGAGCGAGCGCAGCCUCCACACCCCCAUGUACGUCUUGCUGUGCGCCCUCUCCAUCUCCGAGAUUCUCUACACCUUUGCCAUCAUCCCGCGCAUGCUGGCCGACCUGCUCUCCACCGACCACUCCAUCUCCUUUGUGGCCUGUGCCAGCCAGAUGUUCUUCUCCUUCACGUUUGGCUUCACCCACUCCUUCCUGCUCACCGUCAUGGGCUACGACCGCUACGUGGCCAUCUGCCACCCCCUGCGCUACAACGUGCUCAUGAGCCCCCGAGGCUGCGCCUGCCUGGUGGCCUGGUCCUGGGCUGGAGGCUUAGUCUUGGGAUUGCUGGUGACAUCUGCCGUUUUCCACCUCCCCUUCUGUGGUCUCAAUGAGGUUCACCAUUUUUUCUGCCAUGUGCCUCCGCUAAUGAAGUUAGCCUGUGGAAAUAAUGUACUGGGAGUGGCCCUGGGCGUGGGCCUAGUCUGUAGCAUGGUCUUGUUGGGUUGCUUUCUCCUCAUCCUGCUCUCUUACGCCUUCAUCGUGGCCACCAUCUUGAGGAUCCCUUCCGUCGAGGGCCGGCACAAAGCCUUCUCCACGUGUGCGUCUCAUCUGACUGUGGUCGUUGUGCACUAUAGCUUCGCCUCUGUCAUCUAUGUCAAGCUCACAGGUCUCCACUCUCAGCAAGGCAACAUCUUGAUAGCCAUCACCUACACGGUCCUCACACCUUUCCUGAGCCCCAUCAUAUUCAGCCUCAGGAAUAAGGAGCUGAAGAACGCUAUGAAGAAGACUUUCCUCAGCAAACUAUCUUUCCAGCGUCUGAGUGGCCUGUGUGGAGGUGGUCAGAAUAUGGUAGAAAGAUGAGCAUACCCUCAUCUGUAAA